Messenger RNA from Globicephala melas (long-finned pilot whale), 2410 nucleotides. RefSeq names its product dynein axonemal intermediate chain 2 (gene DNAI2). Lineage: Eukaryota; Metazoa; Chordata; Mammalia; Artiodactyla; Delphinidae. Gene Ontology annotation, molecular function: dynein light chain binding; dynein heavy chain binding. Gene Ontology annotation, biological process: cilium movement; outer dynein arm assembly. Gene Ontology annotation, cellular component: outer dynein arm. The record is from RefSeq and is a predicted model, not a curated record.
ACUCCGAGACUCCGAGCCGUUUGAGAAGCCGGGAAGCCGGCACCGCCGCUCGGGUGCUUCCCCAGCGGCCCAGAGGCAACAGGAACGGACCGAGGCAGCUGGUACCAUGGAGAUUGUGUACGUAUAUGUCAAGAAGCGCAGCGAGUUCGGGAAGCAUUGCAACUUCUCCGACCGCCAGGCAGAGCUGAACAUCGACAUACCGCCCAACCCUGAGCUGGCCAAGCAAUUCGUGGAGCGGAACCCCGUGGACACGGGCAUCCAGUGCUCUAUUAGCAUGUCGGAACACGAGGCCAACACAGAGCGGUUUGAAAUGGAGACCCGGGGGGUUAAUCACAUCGAGGGGGGCUGGCCCAAGGAUGUGAACCCCCUGGAACUGGAGCAGACGAUCCGCUUCCGGAAGAAGGUGGAGAAAGAUGAGAACUACGUCAACACCAUCAUGCAGCUGGGCUCGGUCGUGGAGCACUGCAUCAAGCAGAAUAAUGCCAUUGACAUCUACCAGGAGUAUUUUGAUGACGAGGAUGCGGUGGAGGUGAUGGAAGAGGCCCCUUCAGCUAAAACCGUCAGUGUUUUCAGGGAUCCCCAGGAAAUUAAGCGGCCAGCCACACACAUCUCCUUGCACCCCGAUGGCAACAGGAAGUUGGCAGUGGCGUACUCUUGCUUGAAUUUUCAACGGGCACCUGAGGGCAUGAGCAACGAAUCGUACAUCUGGGACCUGGAAAACCCCAACAGGCCAGAAAUUGUCCUAAAGCCGUCUUCUCCUCUUGUCACCUUGGAAUACAACCCCAAAGAUUCCCACGUGCUCCUGGCAGGCUGCUACAAUGGGCAGAUCGCCUGUUGGGACACCCGGAAGGGCAGCCUGGUGGCGGAGCUGUCCACCAUUGAGUUCAGCCACCGAGACCCUGUUUACGGCACCAUCUGGCUGCAGUCGAAGACGGGCACCGAGUGCUUCUCAGCGUCCACGGACGGGCAGGUCAUGUGGUGGGACGUCCGGAAGAUGAGCGAGCCCACCGAGGUCGUCAUCAUGGACAUCACCAAAAAGGAACUGUUGGAGCGUGCCUUGGGGGCCACCGCCCUGGAGUUCGAGGCUACUCUGCCGACCAAGUUCAUGGUGGGCACGGAGCAAGGCAUCGUCAUCUCCUGCAACCGCAAGGCCAAGACACCGGCUGAGAAGAUCGUGUGCACCUUCUCGGGCCACCAUGGCCCCAUCUAUGCCCUGCAGCGAAACCCGUUUUACCCGAAGAACUUUCUGACCGUCGGCGACUGGACCGCCCGCAUCUGGUCAGAAGACAGCCGGGAGUCGUCCAUCAUGUGGACCAAGUACCACAUGGCUUAUCUCACUGAUGGUGCCUGGAGCCCGGUGAGACCAGCGGUUUUCUUCACCACCAAGAUGGACGGGACCUUGGACAUCUGGGACUUUGUGUUCAAGCAAUGUGACCCCGCCCUCAGCCUGAAGGUGUGUGACGAGGCCCUCUUCUGCCUCCGGGUACAGGACAAUGGAUGUUUCAUUGCCUGUGGCUCCCAGCUGGGGACAACCACGCUGCUGGAGGUCUCGAAUGGGCUGUGCACCCUGCAGAGGAACGAGAAGAACAUGGUUUCCUCGAUAUUUGAGCGUGAGACCCGGCGGGAGAAGAUCAUGGAGACCAGGCACCGUGAGAUGCGACUGAAGAAGAAGAGCAAGGCGGAAGGCAGGGAAAGCUACCCGAGCGAAGAGAAGCCUGCCUUGAGCCCGGAGCAGCUGGUCACCGAGGCCGAGGAGGAGUUCUUCAAUGUUAUCUUCACGGAGCUGAAGAGGAGGGAGGCGGAAGCCAUGAAGGAGAAGCCCAAGCCUCUGAAACUACCAAGUCUGCAGACAGAAGAUGAGGUGGAGGGAGAGGAACAAGGGGAGGAAGAAAGAGACGGUGAAGAGAGUCCAACCUUGGAAGGCCAGCCUUGAUCGGAGCCCCGCUCACACACGUGCCUGCUUCCCACCUCUCGGCACUGCCCUGGUUUUACAAGUCGGGGUGCUGACGCCCUCCCUUAAAGGGUCUCCGGGGUAAGGGAGGGCUGGAGGAGCAAAGGGGCCCCAACCCAGCCCCCAUGCCCCACAGAUCCCCGGUCCCCGGUGACUCCCUGAGCCCAGCCCCAAGAGACGCCUCGGAGGGAGGGAAGGGGCAGGGUUCAAUCCCGAGCUGGUCCCCUGGUCUCAGCCACACCGCAGCCAACCUCACCCAGGUCCCCCGGCCCUCCCUGUUCCCUUGGAUUGAGCUUUGCAAGGGCUUUCCCGACAAGCGUCUUCCUUCACAAGCUCGCAAAACCUCCGCUGGGCUUGCCGUGGCCGUGGCCGGGCCUCGGGAAGGCCUGUGGGUGCGGGAAGCGGUCUCUCCUUCUCCCUUACUGACCUUCCGCACCCAUACAUGACUGGGGAACAGAA